AUGGACCUGGACCCACACUUGGAAGAUCAAGUCUUUGAUUGGGUCGAAGUUAAGCAGCAUACGAGUCGUGAGAGUUGUUGGAUUGUUCUAGAAGGUCGUGUAUACGAUGUAACUGACUAUUUAAGUGAGCAUCCGGGUGGAUCAAACGUUCUUUUAGAGAAUGCUGGUCGGGACUGUACGGAGUUAUUUAAGGCAGUGCAUCCUUGGGUUAAUGCACGUAAGAUGUUGAAGAAGUGGUACUUAGGCCGGAUAAGCAAAUAA
Messenger RNA from Nematocida homosporus, 261 nucleotides. Its product is annotated as cytochrome b5. The record is from RefSeq and is a predicted model, not a curated record. NCBI's taxonomy places the organism in Eukaryota, Fungi, Microsporidia. Gene Ontology annotation, molecular function: heme binding. The transcript has a single exon. Bases 1 to 261 code for a protein of 86 amino acids.